Messenger RNA from Racocetra fulgida, 180 nucleotides. The record is from the annotation of a GenBank genome assembly. NCBI's taxonomy places the organism in Eukaryota, Fungi, Glomeromycota, Glomeromycetes, Diversisporales, Gigasporaceae.
AUCUCCUCCAGGGCAAUGAUCUAAUAGGAGUAAAACGGCAUGUUUCAAGAGAAAACGCAACAGAUGAAAACUUGGAUAUUGCUAACAUUUCCUGUUAUCACCACAUCACCAAUACUCUUUUUGAUAAUAUUUUCACAGCUCCAACAAUUACACAGCAAAAUAAUAUUUCUAAAGAAUAUG